Messenger RNA from Pezoporus flaviventris, 2866 nucleotides. It is a transcript of the gene STK4, whose product is annotated as serine/threonine kinase 4. Gene Ontology annotation, cellular component: cytoplasm. Gene Ontology annotation, molecular function: ATP binding; protein serine/threonine kinase activity. Gene Ontology annotation, biological process: regulation of MAPK cascade; intracellular signal transduction; protein tetramerization. The transcript is spliced from 11 exons. Bases 100 to 1560 code for a protein of 486 amino acids. The record is from RefSeq and is a predicted model, not a curated record. Lineage: Eukaryota; Metazoa; Chordata; Aves; Psittaciformes; Psittacidae.
GGGCGCUCCCCGCUGGCUUCCGGCGGCGGGCGGAAGCGGCGGUGCCAUGGAGGGGUGAGGGCGUGACCGGCCGGAGGAGCGACCGCCGCCCGCAGCGCCAUGGAGGCGGUGCAGCUGCGGAACCCGCGCCGGCAGCUGAAGAAGUUGGAUGAAGAUAGUUUAACCAAACAACCUGAAGAAGUAUUUGACGUGUUAGAGAAGCUUGGAGAAGGUUCCUAUGGCAGCGUGUUCAAAGCUAUUCAUAAAGAAACGGGUCAAAUUGUUGCAAUUAAGCAAGUUCCUGUGGAAUCUGACCUGCAAGAGAUCAUAAAGGAAAUAUCCAUAAUGCAGCAAUGUGACAGUCCUCAUGUGGUGAAAUAUUAUGGCAGCUAUUUUAAGAACACGGACCUGUGGAUAGUCAUGGAAUACUGCGGCGCUGGAUCUGUGUCUGAUAUUAUUCGAUUACGAAACAAAACCCUCACAGAGGAGGAAAUUGCUACAAUAGUGCAAUCAACACUGAAAGGACUAGAGUACCUGCAUUUUAUGAGGAAAAUACACAGGGACAUCAAAGCUGGAAAUAUAUUGCUAAAUACAGAGGGACAUGCUAAACUUGCAGAUUUUGGCGUGGCAGGACAACUUACAGACACCAUGGCAAAGCGGAACACAGUUAUAGGCACCCCAUUUUGGAUGGCUCCAGAAGUGAUUCAAGAAAUAGGGUAUAAUUGUGUUGCAGACAUCUGGUCUCUGGGAAUCACUGCAAUAGAAAUGGCUGAAGGCAAGCCACCAUAUGCAGAUAUUCAUCCUAUGAGGGCAAUUUUCAUGAUUCCCACCAAUCCACCUCCAACAUUCCGGAAACCAGAGCUCUGGUCAGACAAUUUUACAGACUUUGUAAAGCAGUGUCUUGUCAAGAGCCCAGAGCAGCGUGCCACUGCAACCCAGCUUCUGCAGCAUCCUUUUGUUAAAAGUGCCAAGGGAGUGUCAAUUCUGCGAGACUUAAUAAAUGAAGCAAUGGAUAUCAAGCUGAAACGUCAAGAGGCACAACAGCGUGAACUGGAUCAAGAUGAUGAAGAAAAUUCAGAAGAAGAUGAAACUGAUUCAGGUACCAUGGUGAGGGCAAGUGGAGAUGAAACUGGUACCAUAAGAGCUGUCAACACCAUGACUGAUGGAGCCAACACAAUGAUAGAACAUGAUGGCACCUUGGAAUCCCAGCUGGGCACAAUGGUCAUAAACACUGAAGAGGAAGAAGAGGAGGGCACCAUGAAAAGGAGAGAUGAAACGAUGCAGCCAGCCAGACCCUCAUUCCUGGAAUAUUUUGAGCAGAAGGAGAAGGAGAAUCAAAUCAAUAGCUUUGGGAAGAAUGUGUCUGGCCAGACAAAGAAUUCAUCUGAUUGGAAAGUACCACAGGAUGGAGACUACGAAUUUCUGAAGACUUGGAGUGUUGAUGAACUUCAGAGGAGGCUCUCAGCCCUGGACCCCAUGAUGGAGCAGGAGAUUGAAGAGAUUCGCCAGAAGUACCAGUCGAAGCGGCAGCCGAUCCUUGACGCCAUUGAAGCCAAGAAGCGGCGGCAGCAGAACUUCUGAGCCACCAGUAGAAUAUUCCUCCAUCCUCAAACAAUCAGCCUCUUGCUUUUAUGACUACUAAACAGAUUGAUUUCUAUUGAAAUACGCUAGCAAAAAAUAGAGGGCAAUACUUCUGCUCAUUUAUUUUUCCAUAGCACCUUUUGUGAACUCAGGAAUGCCAUUAAGUGGAAAAUCCUGAUGGUAUGUUUUAAUGUUAGACAUAUAUUUAAAACAUUAUUCCGAAGGAGUUUUGUUACUGUUUUUAGGGGGGGUUGUUUUUAAAUGGGAGGAACAGGUAGAAAUAGGCUAAUGGAAGUUGGCUCGCUCUCUUUUCAGCUGAACUUUCAGUAGUCCAUUCUGGUUUUAAGUUAAUAUGGAUUGUGGUAUUUAACGGCUGCAUCUUUUGUGGGGGUUUUGUUUGGUUGUUUUUCUUUGUGAAUGCACAGACUCAAUUUCAAGCUCUUAGCUGUAACUUUCUACUGUUAAGGUACUGAUGAGUUUUAGGUCACCGGAGAGAGCGGGUGAGAACACGUUCAAACUGUUCCAGCCUUUUGAAAGAAACUGAAAUCUCAUUUUAAAAGCCUGUAAUAAGCCCCAUGCCUUACACUGUGUGCUUUAAGCAAGUGUGGUUUCUUCAAGACCUCAGUUUUGUCCUCUUUUUGUGUACAUUAUGAAUUGAUACGAGUAGAUAAAGCAUGUUGUGCCUCCAUCAGAAAUUGCAUUCUGCAAUUUAAAAUCCACACCGACUUAAAACCAAAAGCCAGUUGGUGAUCUCAUUCCCCCUCAUCUGUCUGCUUGGAAAUGUCCUUCAGGGAGACCCUGCUGACGGUGGAGUGUUGGGAAAAGGAAGCAGUAUUGGAAUGGGUGGAAGUUGUGUGAACCUCUCUCAGGAAUUAGGUACUUCUGCUGUGUCUGAGAGGACUUAAAAAUCUCCACAGUUUGUGAAACGUUUUGUAGGCUUCAUUUUGGAUUUACAUCUUUAGGUGCUGGAAUAAAAACUUAAUUUCACAAUCCUUCACAUUUCUGCAGGGUUUAGCACAUCAGAAAAGUUGAACUGGAAGUGAAGACUUUGUUGAAUUAACAAAGAUGUGCAUUUAUGGUGGUGGAGAGAAGGCGGAGUUGAUCUGGAUGAGAAGACAAUUACUGAUGCCCUACUGGGAGAGAUUGUAUCUCUUAUCUUCCAGUUCCUCUGGACGAUCUUGUGUUCUUUCUUCAAAUUUCCCUGAUGUUCCUGCCUGGUAUAGCUCAAUCAGUGAACAUGCCCCAGCGUGUACAAUCGCUGUGAGGGUGGUGCAAUUAACUCACACCAGAAGAGUGGAGAGUGAAA